AGCCAGCAGAGCCACUACCCUACACUACGAAGCUUUCCUUUCCCUUCCUUUGUCCAAAACAAAAACAUCACAGAGCUCAGAAUCAAUGGGGAAAGGGAAGAGAAACAGCAUGAUGGGGCAAAGGCAACACCUUCUUCUUCUCAUCUUCUCACUUGUUCUCCUCUUCCAAACCUCAAAUGCCCACAACAUUACACGUUUACUAGCAAAGCACCCAUCUUUAUCGACAUUCAACCAUUACCUCACACUCACGCACUUAGCUCAGGAGAUCAACCGCCGCACCACCAUCACGGUCCUCGCCUUGGACAACGCCUCCAUGUCUUCCCUCUUAGCCAAAAACCCUUCCAUUUUCACCGUCAAAAACAUCCUUUCCCUCCAUGUCCUCCUCGACUACUUCGGUGCCAAGAAGCUUCACCAAAUAAGGGAUGGCACUGCACUGGCCGCCACUAUGUUCCAAGCCACUGGCGUGGCUCCUGGGGUUUCUGGGUUUGUUAAUAUAACCGAUUUUAAAGGUGGGAAAGUUGGUUUUGGACCUGAAGACAAUGAUGGGAAUCUGAAUUCUUUUUUUGUUAAAUCCGUGGAGGAGCUUCCUUAUAAUAUAUCUGUGGUUCAGAUCAGCAAGGCUUUGCCUUCUGCGGUAGCUGAGGCUCCUACUCCAGGGCCGAGUGAGCUGAAUAUCACUGGCAUUAUGUCUUCGCAUGGAUGUAAAGUGUUUGCUGAUACUCUUUUGGAAAAUCAUGAAGCCAUGGGAACUUAUGAGGAUAAUGUUAAUGGAGGAUUGACUGUGUUCUGCCCUCUGGACGAUCCAUUCAAAGCCUUUUUACCCAAGUACAAGAACUUGACAGCUUCUAAGAAAGCAUCGUUCCUCGAAUUCUUUGGUGUGCCUGUGUACCAAUCUCUUUCCAUGUUGAAAUCCAACAACGGACUCAUGAACACAUUAGCUACUGACGGAGCCAGCAAGUUCGAUUUCACCGUGCAAAACGAGGGUGAAGAGGUGACUCUAAAGACCAGGAUCAACACCGUCAAAAUAACAGGGACUCUGCUCGACGAGCAGCCGGUAGCAAUUUACACGAUCGAUAAAGUCUUGAUGCCUAAAGAGUUGUUCAAGGCAUCGGCCCUUAGCACAGCACCGGCCCCUGCCCCAGAGGAGGCAGCAGAUGCACCAAAGGGAUCCAAAUCCAAAUCAAAGGCCAAGUCGAAGUCGAAGGCCAAGGCGGCACCGACACCGGAUUCAGACUCACCAGCCGAGUCACCAGACGAGGACCCUGCUGAUCAGUUAGCUGAUGAUGAGAGUGGUGGUAUGUUUUGGAGGGCUGACAGGUUGGCUGCUUUUGUAUUGAGCUUGUUCUUAGUGUUUUUCUUGCUGUGAGUCUUGUAGUUUAGUUAGUGAUGCCUUUAUGGUCUAACUUAUCACUUGUUUUCAGCGUGGUUACUUUUUCUUUUUUCAGUGUGUGAUUUGAGUAUUUUUGUGUUGAGUAAAUGCAAAUUGUGAUGUUAGUUGAGAGCAAUUAAGCUUGGGCGUACGCUUUGAUUA
This is a messenger RNA of Hibiscus syriacus, 1531 nucleotides long. RefSeq names its product fasciclin-like arabinogalactan protein 1. The transcript is spliced from 2 exons. Gene Ontology annotation, cellular component: plasma membrane. Lineage: Eukaryota; Viridiplantae; Streptophyta; Magnoliopsida; Malvales; Malvaceae. The record is from RefSeq and is a predicted model, not a curated record. Gene Ontology annotation, biological process: shoot system development; root development. The coding region runs from base 86 to 1366 and encodes 426 amino acids.